This is a messenger RNA of Symbiodinium sp. CCMP2456, 169 nucleotides long. NCBI's taxonomy places the organism in Eukaryota, Dinophyceae, Suessiales, Symbiodiniaceae. The record is from the annotation of a GenBank genome assembly.
GGCCUCACGUGGACGAUCACAGCCGGUCGCUGCGGUUCCGGCAGGCGCGUCAGGGCCCGCGCGGCCACAGCGUUCAGCCACGCCGACACUGCAAAGCGGCAUGGCUCCGCAGGUCAUCCAGCGACACUCCUUGGGAGGAGCCUUCAUGCAGCGACCAGGCAUUGCAUGA